Molecule: messenger RNA, 2912 nt
Organism: Fonticula alba
Lineage: Eukaryota; Rotosphaerida; Fonticulaceae
Exons: 2
Coding region: 192-2912 (906 amino acids)
Source: RefSeq, a predicted model, not a curated record
CUUCCUCCUCCUCCUCCAACUCUUCCUUUCGCUGUCCCAGCCGUUCCCGCUCGUCCGUCGCCGCUCCUCUCUUCUCCCUCCCGGCUCCUUGCAUUUUCUUUCGACUGGACACUGGGAACGGCCUUCUCCCGCCCGAGGCGCGCCGCCUUCCUUUUUCUCAAAUCUGUCCUCCCCUUCGUGAGGCUCUCCGAAUGUCCUUUGACUACUCGGACUUUGAUAUCGAUGAACUUCUUGAGGGGGACUUGAGCUCGCUGAACGCGCUGCCGGAGGUCGAUGCUCCGGCGGCCCGCCUGGCCCUCGGGCAGUCGCAGCUGGGGACGCCGCUCGGCUCGGCUCUCAUGACGUCCCAAGCGCAACCGCCGGCCACCACUCGACCGGCGGGCGGCUCGGCACUCGAGAGCUUCUUCGCUUCGGCCGGAUCAAGCAGCGCCGGAAGUGCCUUGCCUCGGGCAAUUGGUCAAAGCCAGGGUGCCACCUCAUCCCAGGCGGCACGCGAUCCGACGGCCGCCGGGUUACUCGAUCUCUUUCGCCCGGCUGCCCCUCGGGGUGGCCUCGCCACCGGUGAUCGCUGGAUGGCUGGUCAAUCGCAUCCCGCGUCAGGCUCUGCCCCUGGUCCGUCCUCAUGGACGGCAAUGGAAGCCACCAGGCACUCGGCUGGGGACCUUUCCCCCGCUUCGGGGCUGGAUCUCGCUCCGAACCCGGAGUCGGAACCCUCCCCGAGUCCAGACCCACCAUUCUCCCGCAGUCCAGACCCAGAGCCCAGCCCAAGUCCGCCCAUGGACUUUGCGCAUCGCUCGUCGCACGAUCUCCCCACAAGCGACGAGUCUCUCUCGGCACUUGCUCCCAGCCCGACACACUCCUCCAGGGUGGAGCCUCAUCCCAGGGCGGAGCCGCCAGUUGAAGCCCAACCGCCGCGCAAGACUGCUCGUUUGGAGCCCGGGCCCGGGGUAGUGCCCUCUCCUCCCUUGCAGGCAGGUCCUCAAUCGAAUCCCCUCAGGGCCUCCUCUCCGUCAGUCACCUUUCAGGAGGGCCCAGUGACACCGGGACCGGGCAGUUCGGCAGCACCAUCGGCAGCACCAUCGGCAGCACCAUCGGCAGCACCAUCGGCAGCACCAUCGGCACGCGUGAGCCCGCUGCUUGAGGCAGCGGCCGCGGCCGCGGCGACCGGUGGCCGUGUCACUCCCGGGCCUGUGGGCUCGUCUGCACGUCCUACUGGGUCCUUGGCCCCGACCCCAGGUUCGGGCCCGACCCGGUCGCGGGAUUCCCCCCUCCGUGUCCCGGGGCCGGCGGGCCUGCUGAAGUCCCUGUCCAAUGCGCAGAUGAUCCAGCUGAUCAGCCUUCCGCACCUGGACCAGAUGAUGGUCUCGGUGCGUAAUGGCUCGGAGCUGAUGGUGACCAUGCCACAUUCGAGCACGCUGCGCUCUUCGCGCCUGACCCUUGGCCAACGGGCGGCCGGGUCGCCGAGCAACAUCGGCGGUGACCCGACAGCCGCCGCCAUGUUGGCCGGCGCGCGGUCUCCCUCGCCGGCCGGCCGGCCAGGCGUAUCCCUCUUGGCCGACGGCGAGGAGGGCGAGGAAGAGGAUCCGGAUGCCCUGCUUCUGGCAUCGCUCUCGGUAGACCCAUCUUCAGUGCUCCCAGGGCUGGCACGCGGCCCAUCCACCACGGCCACGGACUUCCCAGCUUGGCAUGAUCUUGUCGGGCGUCUGACCACCGAGCCGGGCCUAUCCCGGCGGCUGGGGCUCCCAUCGGUGGAGCAGCUGCUGGAGGAUGGCAGCCCUGUGGCCGCCGGGCUGGCUCCGCUCCUUUCCUUGGCCACGCAUCCGGACUACCUGAUCGCGGUGCUGGAAACAUUCAAUCGAUCCUCCCGCAGCGCGGGGCCCGGGUCCGUGGGGUCGGAUGGCUCGGUGCUGGGCACGCGCCCCCCGGAUAUCGGCUCCCGGCGGGAUCCACAUCACUCACCGUCGGCCAUUGCCACCCUGCUGGACCACCAUGGCCAGCGCAUCACGGCCAUCAUCGAUCCGCAGUGCUUCGCCGAGGGGGCCCAGCAGGCCGACUUGCAGCCGGGCAGCGCGGUGCUCCUCCGGCGACCGGGGGUCCUGCGCAUCGAACGCCCGAGCCUGCUGAUGCCGGUCCCUGCUCGGGCCGGGGCCACGGAGUCUCCCCGGCAGAUGGAGCUCCGCCGGGAGGCCGGGCUUUCUGGGAUGUCGGCCGGCGCCGCGGCCAUUGCUCCCCACGAUCCCGGGGGGCUGCUGGAUCCGGAUGAUCCGGGCACGCUGCGCCUGAGGAAGGCCGUUCGCGCGGCCUGCGUCUACUUGAAUGUUCUCGCACGGAAUGUCCUCCUGGUGGCUGAUCCCCCGCCAGCACCUGCACCCGGGCCUUUUCCACAAGAUGGGCCUCUGGGCACACUAACCCAGCCGCAGCCGACGCAGUUGCAACAGCAACAACAACACCCGCACCCGACACAGCCCCAUCAGCAACCCCAUCAGGCGCCCGGGACACCGCGGCGGCCCUCACGCCGUGUUGGCCCGGACUCGGCCGCCCCAGCCGACGAUGAUCCCUUCCGAGCGCCGCUCCCCCCGGCGACCGUGGCUCAUGGCCACGCCCAGGCCAAUCGGCCAGACUCCUCGGGCCCCCACCCGGCGGACUUCGGAUCGUGGAACUCGCAGCUUCUCCCGACCAGCCGCCAGACGGCAUCCGCGCGCGCGGCCCCCUCGCCCCUGCACCCAGACCCGGGCCCCGGCGGCCCGCCCCAGCCGGCCAGCGCCCCUCUCCCACGCUUCCCGCGGGGCGGCGGGGCGGCCCCUCCCCCAGGACGCUAUUCCGACUCCGAGCGGCGCAUUCUCCAAUCCAAGGGUGCUGUCGGCUUCGGCACUGGCAGCAGCAGCUCUGGCGGCUUCGGCGGCAGACGCUGA